AUGAAAGCUCUCGUGCUCAACGAUUCUGUGGAUUACAAAAUUCGCCAUACUUAUUUUAUUGGUGAGAACAAUUUUGCUGGUUUUUCCUUUGGAACCUCAGACGAGUACGUAGUAAGGCAGUUACGCAGCCGACCCGAAGUCCAGUUCGUAGAGCCAAACAACUGGAUGGUGCUUUGCACAUUGUGCGAGGCUGAGAACACAAAACAGAAGGGCAGAGAUUUGUGGGGCCUAUCACGAAUAAAUAAUCGCAAAAGGUGUUCAAACGACGUCACCUAUGCAUACGAAAGAGACGCUGGCAAGGGCGUUUACGUUUACGUCGUCGAUACUGGCAUUGAUGUGUCAAACCCGGAGUUUGGUGGGAGAGCAAUAUGGGGAGCCGACGUUUCGUACGAAUCGCUUAACAGAGAAAAAGAUCUUAAUGGUCACGGUACCCGUUCCGCCAGCAUCAUUGGGUCCAAAACAUUCGGAGUUGCCAAAUAUGCCACAUUAGUAGCCGUCAAAGUAGGGGACGCUAAUGACAACUUACGCUUUGUGAAAAACGACGACGUUUUAGCUGGUCUGGCGUGGGUAUCAGAACACCACAAAAACCGCUCUGCUGGCACCAACUCGUCUGUCAAAUCUGUCAUCAAUCUUGGCGCGACACUUGCAAAACACUCCGCAUCGCUGGAAAGCGCUGUUAAAGCCAUAGUGGACUUAAAUAUCCCUGUGGUAGUUGCUGUCGGGAACGAGUUUGGCGACGCAAGUCAUCACUCUCCGUCAAGGAAUAACACCAUAAGAGUUGGGGCAACGGACAGAAAAGACGCGCUGUGGUACAUGUCUCAUAACGUCGGAUCAAAUUUUGGCAGCGCCGUCGAUAUUCUUGCACCCGGAGAGAACAUUUGGGCCAUGGGUCUCAAUGGUCCCGAUCUUAAAAACGGCACAUCGAACAGUGCGGCUUUCGUAAGUGGUGUAAUCGCGAGCUAUCUGACGAAUAUGACCCAAGAAAUGCAUCCCUCCAAAAUAAAGGAGUGGCUGCUUUCUUCUGCGACUCAUGGCAUGAUUAACAUCAGGGACAAAGAAGGAACGGCAAAUAAGUUACUUUAUAUGUAUUGUAAUGGACCAAUCGUUAAUACGGUGUCGCCGGGAAAUUAA
Messenger RNA from Lingula anatina, 1131 nucleotides. Its product is annotated as proteinase T-like. The record is from RefSeq and is a predicted model, not a curated record. NCBI's taxonomy places the organism in Eukaryota, Metazoa, Brachiopoda, Lingulata, Lingulida, Lingulidae.